AUGUCACACUCGCAAACGCAAACACAAUUUGAGGAACGCAACUAUAAUUUAUUGAAACGCAUGCAGAUCAACGCACACGCAAAUGCAGAGACAAGCUCGCAAGGUCAAGCCAUCCCAGCCGGACUCGACCUCGGUACCAUUUGCGAGGCACUUGAAGGAUUACGUGUCUCGUAUGAGUUGUUGGACAGACGAUAUUCACAGGAGCAAGAGAUAGCUAUAGAAACUACUUCCCGCUGUUUUCUGGUCGUGACAUCGUGGGAUUCGCAGGUCCAACUUUCGUCACCCUCCAUGGAAGGACAAUCUAUGGUAGAGAAUGAAUCCGAGAAGACAAGGAGGCGCCUUCUCGAUAGUCCUGCGAAGGACGCAAGACGACAGCUAGCUGACAUGGAGGCGGAGAUCCGGCAGGAAAAGAAACCACAAGCGAAGAAUGACGAACCUCUUCAUAUCUGCUCGGAUCUCAAGAAAGAUAUAAUCCCAGAUUUGUCGCCGGUCCUUGCAGAAACAUAUGGACGGAGUGAAUGCAGGCACGAUUGCGGGGGUUCAACGUUCAAGUUCUGGCAUUACAGGACGUCUUGCUUCGACGGCAAUAAGCGAGAACACCACAUUUUGAACGACGAGCAGGAUUAUGAGCUUGAGUAAUGGUGAAGCCCGGCGCUCUCAGUGGAGCUAUCAUGACACGAUCUGUCGUCCGUCGUAAAGUUUCUCCUCUUUCCGCAUAAACAAAUUUUAUUUGCAGUUCUUAAUAAACAACACAAGCGGUACCUUCGUCGUCAUGUCCAUGCCAUCCUCGAGUCCAAGUUUCAGUACGAUGAGAACGGCACGACGGAAGGCGUCUUUGCUGCCGAUGUUAGAUGUCGUCGUUGGUAGAUCCUGACGCUAUGUCCUGGGACUAUUCCUUGUUAUCGCUUGUACUUGUACUUAUAACACUAGAUCCUUCUUCAUCGACACCUAUGAUUGUACGGUACCUCAAGAAACUUCCAUAGCCAAUACUUCCUCCCGAAUACAUGUUCUCUCCGGUUCUGACAAAAAUCACGACCGAUCUUCACUAAUACCAC
Desarmillaria tabescens is the source of this 1055-nucleotide messenger RNA. RefSeq lists its product as uncharacterized. NCBI's taxonomy places the organism in Eukaryota, Fungi, Basidiomycota, Agaricomycetes, Agaricales, Physalacriaceae. The transcript has 6 exons. The coding region runs from base 1 to 639 and encodes 212 amino acids. The record is from RefSeq and is a predicted model, not a curated record.